UCUCUCUGACGCCAACAUGAUCCUGGUAAGAUAUUUCUGUACUUCUGUACCAGUCCUCUAUAUUCUCACAAGCUCUAGUGAUAGAGGUUUUUAGAGUGCCACCCUCUAGCUGUUCAAUACUUUGUAUAACAUUUCAGUAAAGUUUUACACCGUAUUAAAAACCAUGUUUAAAUUUAGAGAAAUUUCGCGAGGCUAAAAAUUUGUGAAAAACUGUUACCAAAAUGACUUCUUUGCUCUUGAACACUUCGGAAAGUAAUUCAUUUCUCGUCUUGCAGGAAGUAGUAUUUUGUACUUUGUUGGUUGUUGUGGGAGCCGAUAAGCGUCCGUCUACAUCUUACGGAGUACCCGCCAGGGGAAGUGGAGGCUUCACUGCGGGAUCCAGAGGAGGCUUUGGUAUUUCAUCAGUUAGAGGUUCGGCAGGUGGCUUUGGGACCUCAGCUGGUGGAGCAUUUGGAGGGUCAGCUGGAGGAAGAUUCGGAGCAUCAUCUGGUGGAGCCUUUGGAGGUUCUGGUGGGGGAGGCUUUGGAAGACCAGCUGGUGGAGCCUUCGGGGGUUCAGCUGGUGUAGGUUUCGGGGGAGCUGGCAGUGGAAGUUCUCUUAGUGGAAGUUACACUCCUACAGGUCCCGUAGUCCCCAUCUUAGUAGAUGACCGUCAGGGACCUGAUGAGUAUGGAAACUACAAUUUCAACUUUGAAACUGGUGAUGGCAUCAGUCGUCAGGAGCAAGGCGCCCCUCAGGGUCCAACUGGUGCUGUGGCAGCACAAGGAGGAUGGACAUUUACUUUCCCCGAUGGAACUCCCGCUGCUUUCAACUUCAUAGCAGAUGAAGGUGGUUACCGCGUGGAGUCUGACCUGGUGCCCACACCUCAUCCUCUUCCCGCCCACGCUAUCGCCCAGAUCGAGAAGGCUCGCCAGGAAGACGCUGCUGCAGCUGCCGCAGGUGGACGAGGGUCAUACAGUGAUGCUUCAAGUUCUGCGCCUCAGUUUACUGGAGCACCUGCUAGAGGCUUCGGUGGUUCACCUGCUGUGGGUCGGUGCUUCACCUGCUGGUUGUGCUUCACGGGUGCGUCUUCACCUGCUGGUGGCUUCGGUGCUUCACCUGCUGGUGGCUUCGGUGCUUCACCUGCUGGCGGCUUCGGUACUUCACCAAGUAGCUUCGGAACCUCACGCCGUGGUGGCGCUCCUGUGGCUCCCAGUAGAACUUACGGUGCCCCAUAAGCAUUACUCUUUAUCGUACGAAUGACUCCAUCAUUCUUGAUAGGUAUUCAUUAGAUAUUUUCUCACUUGAUACCUCGUUCUGUUCUGACUUCUAAGUCACUCCAAUUUCAUGAUUCAAGUCCACUAAUCUUGCCACACACAUUCUGUUAUUGGACGCUGCAUUGACAAUAAAUACGCUUAUUACUUUUAUUGUUACGUAUUUAAUAAAAAUAAAAUGAUUUUAAAUAUACGUUUUUCUAUAUAUAAAAUUCCAAUGACUUAAUUCCUAGAAACAUUGCCUUACAAGAAUAAAAACAAAAGUUAAUGCAUUGGUAAUGUGUUUA
This is a messenger RNA of Cherax quadricarinatus, 1540 nucleotides long. The record is from RefSeq and is a predicted model, not a curated record. Lineage: Eukaryota; Metazoa; Arthropoda; Malacostraca; Decapoda; Parastacidae.